Staurois parvus is the source of this 285-nucleotide messenger RNA. Lineage: Eukaryota; Metazoa; Chordata; Amphibia; Anura; Ranidae. The record is from the annotation of a GenBank genome assembly.
CCCUGCCAGUCCAGGACACUUUCCCCCCUUUACAGUCCGGCCCUUUACCCCCUUACAGUCUGGACAAUCUUUCCCCCCUUCCAGUCCGGAACUUUCCCCUCCUUCCCGUUGGGACACUUUCAGCCCCUUCCAGUCCGACACUUUCAUCCCCCUUCCAGUCCGGACACUUUCCACCCCUUCCAGUCCGGACACUUUCACCCCCCUUCCAGUCCGGACACUUUCUCCCCCCCUUCCAGUCCAGACACUUUCCCCCUUCCAAUCCGCAUAAACCCAACACUUCGCCUU